Molecule: messenger RNA, 1017 nt
Organism: Fusarium coffeatum
Lineage: Eukaryota; Fungi; Ascomycota; Sordariomycetes; Hypocreales; Nectriaceae
Exons: 2
Coding region: 1-1017 (338 amino acids)
Molecular function (GO): oxidoreductase activity
Source: RefSeq, a predicted model, not a curated record
AUGCUCGUCCAAAGCCUUCUCAGCCUGGCACUUGCCGCCACAUCUCUUGCCAGCCCUCUCACACGCGCCACCAACACCUGCAAAGACCCCGUCGUCCGCAAGGAAUGGCGUGAACUCACCGGCGCCGAGAAGAAGGAAUACCUCCGAGCUGCCGUCUGCGCACGCAACCUUCCCGAGCAGAAGUACGCCCACAUUAACGCCGUCACAUCCCGCAUGGACGACCUCGUCUACACCCACUUCCAACUCAACACCGAGAUUCACUUCGUCGCCAACUUCCUCCCCUGGCACCGUUGGUUCGUCCAGCUUCAUGAGGAUCUUCUCAGGGAUGAGUGCGACUACAAGGGUGUUCAGCCUUACUGGGACUGGACCAUCGAUGCCGAUAAGGAGGAUAUGAAGAACUCUCCUAUCUUUGACCCCAAGACCGGUUUCGGUGGUGAUGGCAAGCGCACUGGUAGUGAUGUUCCUGGCUUUGGACGAUGUGUCGUCGAUGGUCCUUUUGCCAACACCAACUUGACCCUUGCUAUGGGAUGGCCCGACAUGAACACCCCCGGUGACCGUCUACACUGCUUCACUCGUGAGUUCAACGGUGGUCUGGGCAAGGAUGAGAACGGCGACCAGAUCCUUGGUGAUAUGCAGAUCUCUGCCUACAACUCCAAGGUUAUGAACACUAUCUACGCCUUUGAUACCUACAAGGAUAUGUCCAGCAUGCUUGAGGGUCUUCCUCACGCUCAGAUCCACAGUGUUAUCUUCGGUGAUAUGGGCCCUGCUACUUCCCCCAACGAGCCUCUCUUCUUCCUCCACCACGCCAACGUCGACCGUGCUUGGGCUAAGUGGCAAGGACGCAACGAGACCCGUCUUUCUGAUUACAGCGGCAUGCGAGUCACCCCAACAGGAACUGUUGAUGCUAAGAUCACUGACAAGAUGCCUGUCUUGUACCUUGCUGAUAAGGAGCCUGUCGUGAAGGAUUACAUGGACACCCAAUCUGGUCCUCUCUGCUACACUUACUCCGAUAUGUAA